Messenger RNA from Leishmania braziliensis MHOM/BR/75/M2904, 2913 nucleotides. RefSeq lists its product as hypothetical. Gene Ontology annotation, molecular function: protein binding. Lineage: Eukaryota; Euglenozoa; Kinetoplastea; Trypanosomatida; Trypanosomatidae. The coding region runs from base 1 to 2913 and encodes 970 amino acids. The record is from RefSeq and is a predicted model, not a curated record. The transcript has a single exon.
AUGGGCGCCUUCCUGAAAGGCACCAUAGGACAACUCACCGCUGACCGUCACUGGGGCGUGGAUGACUUCGCCCCAAUUCCCCAUAUGGUACCGUCUCUCGAUACCUCUACUGUAGAUCAGCAGUCGGCAGAAUCGUAUGCGUGUGGGUGUCUCCACACCCUGCGCGCAGACAGGUGGAAGAGGGGCAAACCAAUACGGUGGUGCAUCCCCGAAAAUGUGAGCCUUACUGACAUCUGUGGCAGUGAAGAAGGCGCUGCCGAGAAGAAAAACAAAGACAACGCUGAGGCUGACGUGCUGGGGAAGCUCAUUUCAGCUCUUUCCUCGCAUUGGCUAGUUUCCUUCUCCAUCGAAGGUCACAGCGAGGUGACGGCCUUGGAUGUGCAGCAAUGGGCAGCAAGGUUGGGGUCAAGUGCGCCAGCUAUGGCUCCUGCUGCACCGUGGAGCAGCAUUCGUAUAGCGAACCUGAGCGGUUGCUCCCUGGGGGAUGCUGGGGUGCAAGCCCUCCUCUCAACAGUUUUCCCUACCUCCACUGCAGCCUCUGCAUCGUCAGAAAAAGGACCCAGUGAUGCUAUGUCAGCGCCACACCGAGCAGUUCUUCCUCUUCUCGAAUCCUUAAUACUCGACGGUGUAGGUCUGACAGACCGCGGUGCUGUAUGGGUGACGUCUUACUUGAGUGAGGUAGCAUGGUGUAUGGAAGAUGCGCGUCCGGAUAACACACGGGACGACGCGUCCUUCUCUUCUAGCAAGCGCUCUCUUCUGCAUACUCUCUCUCUGCAGCGUAAUACACUAGGGGCCGUCGGGGUGCUGACGCUCCUGCACACCUCCCUCGUGAAUCCAUUCAGCACCGGCGGCCUACGCAGUCACAUCGUAGAGACUGUAGAUCUCUCCUGGAACUCUUUGACAUCUGUGUCGUGCGGCUGUGAUGGAGGGGAGGAGCACAGCUCGGCGGCCCGUCGGAAGCUUCUCAUUGCUCUUGGCGCAGGCAUGGUGCAAUCCAUCUCUGAAAGGCAACGUUUGGCAACAGCAGCAGCAGCAGUACCCCCGUGUUGCGGUGUCCUUCUCUUACAAGGCUGCGGUGUUGAGGAGGCCGAUGUACGUGCUCUGUGCACUGACGGACUCCUCUUUGCUUUUCUCCAGCGUUUUAGGGAAGUAGCGUACAGUGAGAUGCAUGGCCCGUGGGACUCCCCGGCACGGCAGGCUUCGCAGUCGCUUUUUUUCGCACAGCUGACCAAGGUUGACCUUAGCCACAACCCCUACCUUGGUGAUACUGGCGUCCAGCAACUACUGAGAGCCCUUCUGUGUCUGGAGGCAACACGCGAGGUGUCGUGCAACGUGAGACUCCCGAUUGGCUCUGUGCAGCAUAGUUUUUAUGGGGUUGAAGAAGUUCUGCUGCGCGAUGUUGGCUGUACAGAUGCGGUGCUAACGGAUGUGGUGCGACUGCUGAUCUCAAAUAUCGACGGAGUCAUUCCAGGCUCGAUGGAGCACAGAAGCGCAGCACACGAGCUUCUCGACUUGGACACCGUCCCUGAAGAAGAGGUGCGUCAUGCGCUUCUCAACGAGGCGCGCCUCCUGGCAGGUAUUCGUGCAGAGAAGGGCAACCCAAAUACUGAGAGUGCCGAAGACAGCUGUCUCAUGCCGUACACGUACCUGCCAUCUCUGAGGCUGCUGGACCUCUCUGAGAAUUCCUUCAAUUCAGCUGCACUUAUUGGCGCUGUAAUGUCUGGAGCUGCUCUACGAGCAUCAUACGCACCCUCCCGCACGUCCGACUCGGCGGUAGCGGAGCACCGCACGCAGCCCAAGCAUGAGGGCCUCGUGUGGCGUCAUAUGGGCCUGAGUGCUGCUGGUGGAGAGCAUGGCUUCGCCUUAGGUUUGGAGGAGUGUGGGCUCUCAGACACGGUCUUGGCGCAGUUUCCGCUUUCCCUUGAGCUGCUACGAGCGGAGAUGUCAGAGGGCGAGAAGCUACUGCUUUCCCCAGCUAACUGCACUACCCCCGUUCUGCCACGGCAUCCGGUACUUCUUUCGUCGCGCAGGUGCACCUGGUACCUUGGCGGCAACCAUCUCACUCACUCAGCGCUCCUUCGUCUGCGGAAGUUUACAAAAACCAUGACGCUGUGUACCUCCGUGCACAGCCAGCUGUGCUCUCUUGACGCCUAUGUGGAACGGAAUGCAAUACUCCAUCCCGCUACCACUGUGGAGGAGGGGGAGCAAGAGGACCGGACAGCAGCCGCCGUCGCCAGUGAUGCAGUAUUGUGGGCCGGCAUAACCGCUUUGGAAGACAGUGCCUCAAGCAGUGGCAUCACCAAGCAAGCCGCCUCAGCAAGCGACACAACUUUUGCCGGACGCUAUUCAGCUCUUUACGACUUGAAGAGGCUCCGAGUGAGUUGGCAUCAACUUCCAUCCUUGUUCAACCUCGAGGCUGUGGAAGAGACCCGCGAUCCUUCACAGUUUUCCAUUGCGCUGAAGCCGCUCCAGCGGUGUGAGAGGCAAACCAGUGCAACUCCUUUCUGCACCUGUCCGCACCAUUCCGGCCCCAGCAGCACUUCUGGUGUUGGAUCGUCGGCACACUUUGUGGCUGUUGCCCCGCUGGAAACGUGGGGCCGCCACGCGGGUGCACACCUCUUCAGCCGCUCCAGUGGCGAGCCUGGACCUUCUCUCAUCCAAGCGGAUCGAGUCGCUGCUCAGCCAGUGGACAUGAUGCACUUCCACGAUGAAGAUGCUGCGUUGUGGGCACUAUCAUCAACGAUGACGGGAAGCACCAGUGGCUUUAUCGAUGCCUUCAUUGCUGAGGCGGAACAGGUUAUGUGGGAGCGCCGCCAGUGUGUAGAACAGAUGGACCACCAAGUCAUGAGUGCAGAGCUGCUGUCGUAUCUACCCUCUCCAACACCAUCUCACAGUGAUGGCAGCCGUAUGUGA